Fukomys damarensis (Damara mole-rat) is the source of this 4612-nucleotide messenger RNA. RefSeq names its product kelch domain containing 7A (gene Klhdc7a). The transcript has a single exon. Gene Ontology annotation, molecular function: protein binding. NCBI's taxonomy places the organism in Eukaryota, Metazoa, Chordata, Mammalia, Rodentia, Bathyergidae. The coding region runs from base 212 to 2464 and encodes 750 amino acids. The record is from RefSeq and is a predicted model, not a curated record.
UUGAGGAGGCAGCCGCUGAGAUCUGCCCCAUCUGGCCCCAGUGGCUACUCUGUGCCAGCUCAGUCACCUUUGCUCCAACUCUUCAGCUGGCUGGCCUGAGCCAGCCCAGGACACCCUCCCACUUGACCCAGCAGGAUCCAGGAACUGGUCCCUAUUGGGCAAUCAUUAAUCAGAUUCUUGACAUUCCUGGGCCUGGGUCCACCUGAGAAACAUGCUCCCCAGAGAAGCGGAGGCCCAGGACGGGCAUUUGGACAUGCAGCUCAUGAGCAAGGUGGUGCUGUCCGCUGCUGCGCUGCUCCUGGUGACGGCAGCCUACAGGCUGUACAAGUCGAGGCCUGCCCAGGCACAGCAGAAGGGUGGGAACACUGAGGCCAAAGCUGAGAAGGAAGCAGAGGGCUCGGGGCGGCUUGCUGUCCAGAGUGCUUCUCCAGGGAAACUUCAGAGGCGGCUGAGACGUCAGAGUACUAGCCACAAGGCCGGAGCGCCAUUGGGCCGCAGCUGGGAGGACCCAGGAGGCCCCUGUGUCCUGGUCCUGGGAGCCACUAGCAGAGACAGGAAGUUCCCGACUACAGACAGGCAGGGCCCGGAGCAGGUGCCUCCUUGCUGCUGUGGCCAGGAAGCCGGAACAGCUGUUGGCGGUAAGCUCACCCCUCCCUGCAGCUCGCUAGCUGAGCUUGCUGCAGCAGUGGACGGCAGCUGUGUGGGUGGUGAGCCAGCUGCAUGGCCAGACAGUGGACCCCCAGAGCAACCAGGGCCAGGGGAGCUGGGACCCACCCAUAGCUGCGCGGCCCCCGUAGAAGACAGCAGUGACAUGAAACAGAGCUGGGCCUUCAGCCAUGUGGCCGGGGUGAGCAGGGAAGAGGCUGGGACACUCCAGGCUGCCUCAGACAUGGGCCUGGCUGUGCAGCAGCUAGAGGGAGCCACCAAUGCUUCCUACACCUUCUCGUCCACGGCUUGGGUCCGAAUGGAAGAGAAUUUCAUCCAGAAGGCGGAGGGGGCAGGGCCCCAGCUGAAGGGCAAGGUGUACGAUUACUAUGUGGAAUCCACCUCCCAGGCCACAGCAGCUCUGGCUGAAGCUCCCACCCCUGGGCCAGUGCUGGAGCCCCCGGACACAGGAGCAUCCUCCAGAGACCAAGCUGGUGACACAGAGGGUGGGGCCGAAGCCAUUGCCUCCCCGCACCCCUUGCAGUCACCCCCUACACACGGCUUCAGCAGGAAGGAGAGUCUCCUGCAGAUCUCAGAGAACCCAGAGCUCCAGGUCCAGCCCAACAGCUUUGGGGCGCCUGCUCCGGACCACCCAGACCAGGGUACCUUGCCUGCUUCAGCCGGGUGCAGUGGGGAGCCCCACGUACAGCUGGUGGCUGGGACCAAUUUCUUCCACCUCCCGCUCAGCCCCGCUUCCGCCCUGGACAUCUGCCUGGAUCUGGGCAAUUGCUACGAGGUGCUGACCUUGGCCAAGAGGCAGAACCUGGAGGCCCUCAAGGAGACGGCCUACAAGGUGAUGAGCGACAACUACCUCCAGGUGCUCCGCAGCCCGGACAUCUUCGGGUGCCUGAGUGGUGCAGAGCGGGAGAUGAUCCUCCAGCGACGGCUCCGAGGCCGCAGAUGCCUGGUGGUAGCUGACAUGUGCCCCCAGGAAGACUGUGGCUGCCUCUGUUGCUAUGACGAUGAGCAGGAUGCCUGGUACCCACUGGCCCAGCUGCCCCCUGAGGCAGUGUCCCGGGGAUGUGCUGUCUGCAGCCUCUUCAAUUAUCUCUUCGUGGUGUCUGGCUGCCAGGGCCCAGGGUGUCAGCCUUCCAACCGUGUCUUCUGCUACAACCCACUGACAGGGAUCUGGAGCGAGGUGAGUCCGCUGAACCAGGCCCGGCCUCACUGCCAGCUGGUGGCGCUGGAUGGCCACCUGUAUGCCAUCGGGGGCGAGUGUCUGAACACAGUGGAGCGUUACAACCCUCGCCUGGACCGCUGGGCCUUUGCCCCUCCGCUUCCCAACGACACGUUCGCCCUGGCACACACAGCCACGGUGUGCGCCCAUGAGAUCUUCGUCACGGGUGGCACACUGCGCUACCUGCUGCUCCGAUUCUCGGCCCAGGAUCAGCGCUGGUGGGCUGGCCCCACGGGUGGCAGCAAGGACCGCACGGCCGAGAUGGUGGCUGUCAAUGGCUUCCUCUACCGCUUUGACCUAAACCGCAGCCUGGGCAUCAGCGUGUACCGCUGCAGCGCCAGCACGCGGCUCUGGUACGAGUGCGCCACGUUCCGGAUGCCCUACCCGGACGCUUUCCGGUGCGCGGUGGUGGGCACCCGCAUCUACUGUGUGGGGCGCCAGCACACACUCUGCUUCCUGGCCGACCACAUCUCACCCAGGUUUGUGCCCGAGGAGCUGCAGCACUUUCCCUCCCCACGGGGCACCCUCCUGCCCACUGUCCUGACCCUGCCUGGCCCUGAUGUACCUCAGACCAGAGUCUAGGAGCCCCUCCGUGACACACCGGAAGGCAGAGUCUCACUCCUACCCAUCUCUCUGGGGGCCCAGGAAUUUGGCCAUAAAGAGGGGAACUCUAACCCUUCCUCCUCCGGCUUCAGGGUUUCGGAUGGGUCGCUCCCUUCCAUGGGCCUCAGAGGCCUGCCUCAUGGGAUAUUAAAGCUAGGGACCAGCCUUCCAAGGCAAAAGACAUCACAUCAGCAGGAAAGACCACCAUCUUGCUUCAGAUCUAAAUUCUUGGGGGCUACUCCAGGACCCCAUCAAAGCUCAGAGCAUAGCCUCAUCCAACCACAGCGCUAGGUGCCCUCAGAGGCCGCCCAAGCUAUCCCCUCUGGAGUCUCCAGCGCCCCUUCUUAAACUGGGCCCCACCUUUAAUUCACCCAGAAGCACCUGAGGCACAGUUGGGAAAAUUCAAGGGAGGUGUUUUGGGCGGGACCGAGAGGGAGCUGGGGGUUCAGCCAGGAGGCAGGGUUGGAGCUGUCAGUCGGCGGAAGUUGAAGGUGCCCACAGUUACUCCUGUCUGCAGAGUAAAUUUACCCAACCCUACUUUUUCUUGUUCCCUGGAAUUCUGUGUACUGGGAGGAGGAGAAACUAGCAGGUUGGCAUGAGGAUGAGGAGAGAGCUUUCGCUGGACCACACAAGGCCACCAUCCUAAAUUGGAGCCUGGGAAGGAAAGCCAGAUGUGACUAUGGCCGGCCCCUGGGGAGAGAAAUACACAGGCCUGGACCUCCAGGGGACAAGGGCAGAAAGGAUGGCUUCACUGAGGAGACUCAAAGGCGGUGUUGGCAUUGUGAUGCCAGGUGCCGGAGCGUGUGCUUGGGAGGCAAAGCCCACCAGGAAGCUGGAGCAGCUGGAGAAGGCCCAGGCCAAGGGGAGGCCUCCGGGGAGGAGUCAGCUGGAGGAGAAGCUGGGUGAAUUUCAGGAAAGCCUGCAGACCCGGGAAGGACAGGGACCGCUGUGAGGACACAUUCGGAAGCCAUCGCAUACCUUUGGUGGGGACCAGGCAGCAAACUUUGUCCCAGCCCUCAGUUAAUGGUGGGUGUGCUCAUCGUGAUGAAGGUGAGAGCUGAGGCUGAGAUCAGAGGUACGCAGCGCAGCUCAUCUACCUCCCUUGCGGUCCCAUGGUAGACAUCUCUAAUCGAUGCCCCAACUUUUCCGAAGAAGUCCUUCUAAUGGCCUCAAAACGGUUCCUACUCACUGCUCCCGAGGUCACCGUCAUUACCAACAGGUCAGAGCUGGUAUACUCAGCAUCACUGAUCUGGGUCUCUGGAGCUGGGGUUAAGGAUGGAGGUGGUCAGGACAUCUUGGUGAAGCAAGGCACCUUGAGGAACCUGGAAAAACCCUCAGGGGGCGUGGUGCCAGGAUGCGUCCAUUUGCUGGUGGAAUAAUAGCAUUUAUGGAGCAUGUGGACUGGUGACUCAGCAGAUCUCUGCCCUCGGGAGUUCACAUCCUGAUGAAAGGAGAAGAGGAAUUUUCUAAAACAAACACAGAGGCAAAUACUUCCAACCAGUAAUAGGUGCUAAGGGGAAAGGCCUAGGGAAGGGACUGCUCUUUCAAACAGCGGUGAUCAGCUGCCCUGGUGGGAGGGAAUCUGAGCGGGGACCUCAGCGGAAAUCUGGGAGAUCACCUCUUGCUCUUGGAUCAGAGUGGCUUCUGUAUCUGUCACACUCUUCUCCAAUAAGAGUUCUUACUUCUUUAGGAAAAAAAAUAAUUUAAGUCUGGAUUAUUUUCCACUUUCAACCAGCCUUGCCUGUUAUAGAAAAAAAAAAAUUGGAAAUAGAGAAAAGUACAAAACUACUCCCCAGUUUUGCCACCCCAAGACAUCCCCUCCUGUGGUGCACCCCCCGCGCCGUCUUUUCUACUGUGCGGGUUUUGUUUGGCUUGAUUUUUGCCUAGGUGGUGAUUAUGCUGAGUACAGAAUUCAGCGGUUUCCUCUCUUCACAUAGCAUUUUAGAAUAAGCAUUUUUCCGUGUUAUUACAAACUCUCGGUAAACAUCAUUUCAAUAGUUGCACAGAAUUCCACAGAGUGACUGAAUCCCAUUUUAUUUAAACAUUUCCCCUUCCUGUUGGGCCUGUGGAUCCCGCCCCCCCCCCGUUGGUUUCUUUUUGUACCGCAAAUAAAAUGUCCUUUGUUUC